AUGUACUCGAUCCUCCUCCUCGGCGCAACCGGGUAUACCGGCACCCUCUGCGCCAGAUUUAUUGCUGAGCACUACCCGACCAACGUCCACUGGUGCAUCAGCGGCCGCUCGGAACAGAAACUCAAGGCGUUGGCGCGGGAAUUGAGAGAAUUGUAUCCGGAUAGGGUGCAGCCUGAGAUUGAACUCGUUGAACUCACCAAAGACAGCCUCGAGCCGGUUGUUCGGAAGGCAGAAGUCGUGGUCAAUGGCGUCGGGCCGUUUCAUAGGUUCUCCACGCCAAUCGUUGAGGCUUGUGCGCGGGGAGGCACGCAUUAUCUUGAUUUCUCGACCGAGACGUUGUGGAUUGCGGAGUUGAUUGAGAAGUAUGAGGAUGCUGCGAGGGGGAGCGGGGCUAUUAUUAUACCAGGGAUCUCACCGACCGCACCGGCCGAUCUCCUUGCGUGGCUGAUCACAAAAGAAACGAGGGAGGCGUACUCUAGGGGACCGGGCGAAAUCGUUUCGGCUGGGAAGCUUAGCAUCAAAGCAAUGACCCCCGGCUCCCUGACGACCGUUCUCGACAGUUUCACAGCCUGGGGUGCAUCCUGGUACCUCUCCGGGAACUCGGGCUCGUGGGUGCUCACUUCCAGGAAGCAACCGCCGCGGCCGGUCCCCAAAUCACCCCUUCUGUCCCGAACGCUCGGCUAUUGUCUCAACCCCGUCCUAGGGCCGCUGACAACGUCCUUCACGGGCCCCGGGAACGCUGCGAUAGUACACCGCAGCGCAGCCCAGAACCCAGAGCUUUAUGGCGAGGAUUUCCAGUACAAGGAGUACCUUCCUGCUACCGGAAUGUGGAAUGCGAUCUUCAUACACUGUGCUACAAAGAUUGUUAUACUUUUGCUCUGGAUACCGCUUGUAAGGGGCUUGCUACGGAAACUCGGGCGUUUGGAAAGGGGUGAUUUGCCUGAUCCAGAGGUGUUGAGGGGAGCUGAGCGUGCGGAGUACCGGGCUGUAGGUGCGGGUGGGAACUUAGAGGGGACUGAAGAGGGAAUUAUCGAGGCUUCGUUGCUGCGGGAGGGGUCAUUAUAUGAGUUCACAGCGUUGUUAACCUGUGUUGGGGCAAGGGUCUUGUUAGAGAGGAAGAGCAAGGAGAGCGGAGGAGAGCGGGCUAGGAAGGGCGGCUUCUGUACGCCGAGUUUCCUGGGCAUGGAGUAUGUGGACGGGCUAAGGGAUGCUGGCGUUCAGAUUGAAGUGAAGUCUGCGGGUGGCAUGGCUAACUAG
Molecule: messenger RNA, 1257 nt
Organism: Aspergillus uvarum CBS 121591
Lineage: Eukaryota; Fungi; Ascomycota; Eurotiomycetes; Eurotiales; Aspergillaceae
Exons: 4
Coding region: 1-1257 (418 amino acids)
Biological process (GO): glycolipid biosynthetic process
Cellular component (GO): lipid droplet; mitochondrion; plasma membrane
Source: RefSeq, a predicted model, not a curated record